This is a messenger RNA of Mercurialis annua (annual mercury), 1714 nucleotides long. Its product is annotated as polygalacturonase At1g48100. NCBI's taxonomy places the organism in Eukaryota, Viridiplantae, Streptophyta, Magnoliopsida, Malpighiales, Euphorbiaceae. Bases 115 to 1548 code for a protein of 477 amino acids. The transcript has 6 exons. The record is from RefSeq and is a predicted model, not a curated record. Gene Ontology annotation, biological process: carbohydrate metabolic process. Gene Ontology annotation, molecular function: polygalacturonase activity.
UAACCAAUAUUAAUUGACAUAAUUCUCUCACCAUCCUCCAUUAAAUUCAACAUUCUCCUCAUUUCAAAUCAUACCACUUCACUUCUUCUCUAUAGACUCCUCUCUACAAUUCUAAUGGACCUCAUUAUUCACAGGCUGCUACUAAUUUCCAUUGCUGUAAUUUUUCUUCUUGUUCUUCAGAAUUCAGUCCAUGUACAAGGACGAUACCACUACCACAAACCAAAACCAAAAUCCUCCAAAGAUACAUCUCCAUCUCCUGUACAACAGCCUUCUGUUCCUGCAAUGCCUAAUCCUACGGUUCCGUCUGACCCGUAUCCGAAUGAUCCUGGUAGUAAUAGCUCCACUUCUGACUGCAUUUUUGAUGUCACCUCUUAUGGAGCGGUUGGCGACGGCUCUACUGAUGACACUGACGCUUUCGUGGCAGCUUGGAAAGCUGCCUGCGCGGUGGAAUCAGCCGUCGUUUUGGCUCCUUCUGGUUAUUCUUUUAUGAUCACUUCUACCAUUUUCUCUGGACCUUGCCAGCCGGGACUCGUGUUUCAGAUUGAUGGAUGCCUAAUGCCGCCUGACGGGCCUGAUUCAUGGCCGGAGAAGCAGAGUAAAAAGCAAUGGCUCGUGUUUUAUAGACUUAACGAUAUGACUCUUACCGGCAAUGGAACUAUCGAAGGCAAUGGCGAGAAAUGGUGGGAUCUUCCCUGUAAACCUCACCGGGGUACUAAUGAAGGGUUAUCAUCAAAACAGCCAUGCGAUAGCCCUACAAUGAUUCGGUUCUUCAUGAGCUCAAAUUUAGUAGUGAGUGGAUUAAGUAUCGAAAACAGCCCUCAAUUUCACAUGAAAUUUGAUGGGUGUGAAGGAGUUUUAAUAGAGCAGCUGUCAAUUUCUUCUCCUAAAUUGAGCCCAAACACGGACGGCAUCCACUUAGAAAAUACAAAAAGCGUAGGAAUUUAUAAUUCCAUGAUUAGCAAUGGUGAUGAUUGCAUUUCAAUAGGAACAGGAUGUUCUAAUGUUGAUAUAGAGGGUGUUACCUGCGGGCCUAGUCACGGGAUUAGCAUUGGAAGCCUAGGAGUGCACAACUCAGAGGCAUGCGUAUCAAACAUAACAGUAAGCAACGCAAUGAUAAGAGACUCCGACAACGGAGUAAGAAUCAAGACGUGGCAAGGCGGAACGGGCUGCGUUUCGGGCAUCCAUUUCGAGAACAUCCAAAUGGAGAACGUAAGAAACUGCAUGAUCAUAGACCAAUACUACUGCAUGUCAAAAGAUUGUCUAAACCAGACAUCAGCAGUUCACGUAACAGACGUAUCAUACAAGAACAUCAAAGGCAGUUACGACGUAAGAACGCCCCCGAUUCACUUCGCCUGCAGUGACGCAGUGCCGUGCACUAAUAUCACCCUCUCAGAAGUUGAGCUUCUUCCUUACGAAGGAGAAUUAAUGGACGAUCCGUUCUGUUGGAAUGCGUACGGAACGGAAGAGACUGUGACUAUUCCUCCAUUGAAUUGUCUGAUUGAAGGAGAGCCUGAAAGUGAACAAGAUUUGCCUUCUUAUUCUUGUUAAGACAUUUAUUUAUACUCAUAUACUAUCAACUUAGUAGUAGCUUUUGAUUUAUUUAUAUGGGAUUUUUAGAUUGUUGCUAUACAAUAGUUAGAUUACUGUAUAGAGCCCAAUAUUGUCAAGAACCAUGCUCAUAUUAUAUGGGAUCUUCGUUACUAUUUUGGCUCCA